This is a messenger RNA of Drosophila subobscura, 1984 nucleotides long. RefSeq names its product calcineurin subunit B type 2. Bases 253 to 765 code for a protein of 170 amino acids. The record is from RefSeq and is a predicted model, not a curated record. Gene Ontology annotation, molecular function: calcium ion binding; calcium-dependent protein serine/threonine phosphatase regulator activity. Lineage: Eukaryota; Metazoa; Arthropoda; Insecta; Diptera; Drosophilidae. The transcript is spliced from 4 exons.
UCUGAUAUAUCCGCGGUCACACGAGUCGUGUUGCGUUUGCAAAAUAAUAGAAAAAGUUUAAUAUUUCAACAACAAAACCAUAAUACUAAAUAAACCACACGAGAAUGUGCAGGCAACUUCAAGGCAUUGAAUUAUAAUAGAAAACAGCGAACUAAAAGCGGACCGAGUGAAAGCAGAGCAGUGCAAAAUCUCAAAAUUAGUUGUACCAUCUAUAGAUAGCACCCAAGGAAAUCCACAAAAGGCAAAAUAAAAAUGGGAAACGAAACAUCACUGCCCAUGGAAAUGUGUUCCAAUUUCGAUGCUGAUGAAAUUCGACGUUUGGGCAAACGUUUCCGCAAACUGGAUCUGGACAAUUCGGGAGCAUUGAGUGUGGACGAGUUCAUGUCGCUGCCGGAACUGCAACAGAAUCCGCUGGUGCAGCGCGUGAUUGACAUAUUCGAUGCCGAUGGCAACGGGGAGGUGGACUUUAAGGAGUUCAUCCAGGGCGUCUCACAGUUCAGCGUUAAGGGUGAUAAACUGUCGAAGCUGCGCUUCGCCUUCCGUAUCUACGACAUGGACAACGAUGGAUACAUCUCGAAUGGUGAACUUUUUCAGGUUUUAAAAAUGAUGGUGGGCAACAAUCUGAAGGACACGCAACUGCAACAGAUCGUGGACAAGACAAUCGGUUUCGCGGACAAGGAUGAGGAUGGAAAGAUUUCGUUCGACGAGUUCUGCUCGGUGGUUGGAAACACGGACAUACACAAGAAGAUGGUUGUUGACGUUUAAUAGGCUUACUGAAAAUCAUUAUUUUUAUAUGCAGUUUUAUUUAUUCUUUUGUACAUGCAUAUACGCAUUCUUCUUUUUUUUUCCACAAUUACUCCCAUGAUAAUGUCAUUUUUUUGUUGUUGAUCAGCGAUCAGAGAUUCGCAUUGUUAUGAAGCUGUUAAUGAGCCAGUUCAGUCAGUCAGUCAGUCAGUCGGUAAAACAAUCAAUCAAUCAGUCAGCCAGUCAGUCAGUCGAGCAAGCAGUUACUCUUAAGUUGAAAAGUGAAAUUGAAAUAAUGCGCCUCCUACUUACUUCUUAAAUGUAUAAAUCUAUAUACAUACAUAUACAUGCAUAUAUAGUCAUAAUUUAUUAUACAAAUAUACACAUAAUGAACUUACAAAUCCCCAAAAAAUCAAAACUAAAACUACACACAAAAACAAUCUCCAUUCAAAGUGAAGGCAAAUAAAGCAAGCAAGGUUGAACCCAUCCAAAGGAUCUUUCCAAUCGGCAAAGAGAUUAAGAGAGAAAGGUUCGUGCGCCGCGACACUUCUAUGAUUGUUUUUCUGCUUAUCCAACUCGUCGUUUUCCGGCUUACCACACGCACACACACACACACAGACACACCUGAGCCGGCGCCUGAACACGGCCAUGUGUCUUAGUUUAUGUUAAUUAUUUCUAAUUCUCCUGUGAUUUUGCCAAAAAAAAAACAAACAAAAAAAAAGAAAUUGAAAAAUUAUAAAAAGAGAUCAGAAGAGAAGAGCAGUGCAGAACAGGAGCAUGAGAGAAGAAGGGAGGGAGUAGGGAGUGCGCGUGCUCCUCUAUCGACUUAGCUUAGUCUUAUUUACACAUUGUGUACUUUUUAUAUAUUUAUACAUACAUACAACCUACUUGUACUAAUCGAAUGUUAUAAUCUACGUAUUUUUUAUAUCUCUUGACUAACUUGAAAAGAAGGCAACAAUGUUCUUAACUUCUUAAUCCCAACCCAGCCCUACCUAAUCAAGCCUAACUUUACUCAAAUCAAUCGGAUAUUACGACUUACGGCUGCUCGAAAUUAACUUAACGAGACGCAAAACGAAACGAAACAAAAUGAAAUAUGCUAGAAAGUUUAUUGAGUAUCAAAGAGUUAACUGAAGAUCGAAUAAUUAUACAUACAUCAAUACAUAUGAAAGCAAUGCCAUGCAAUGCGACGCGAUGCGAUAUUGCAUUACAAUUUUAUACUUAAAAGUAACUCUAGUUAAAA